AUGGAUUAUGAAGAGACUUUUGCUCCCUUUGCUAAAAUGACUACAGUUCGAACUCUUAUUGUUGUUGCUUCCAUUCGCCGUUGGGAUAUAACUCAAAUGGAUGUCAAAAAUGCCUUUUUGAAUGGCGAUCUUCACGAAGAAGUUUAUACGGUCCCUCCUCCUGGUCUUGAUCAUCAUCCUGGUGAAGUUUGCAGACUUAGGAAGGCUCUUUAUGGUCUCAAACAGGCUCCUCGCGCUUGGUUUGAGAAGUUUUCUGCUGUAAUUACUUCACUUGAUUUUCAUCCUAGCCACCAUGACUCUGCACUGUUUAUCAAAUGUACUUCGACUGGUCGAAUUUUGCUUUCUCUAUAUGUUGAUGAUAUGAUUAUUACAGGUGAUGAUGUUGUCGGGAUUAGUCUGUUAAAGUCCGAACUGACUCGUUGUUUUGCUAUGAAGGACUUGGGUUCCCUUCGUUACUUCUUGUGUAUUGAAGUUGCUUCUUCUCCAAAAGGGUAUCUUCUUUCUCAAUCUAAGUAUAUUUCUGAUAUUUUUGAGCGUGCUUGCCUUUCUGAUAAUAAAACUGUUGAUACUCCAAUUGAGCUCAACGCUCGUUAUUCUGCUUCUGAUGGUUCUCUACUGCCAGAUCCGAGUCUGUAUCAGACUGUUGUUGGAAGUUUGGUUUAUCUUACUAUCACUCAUCCUGAUAUUGCAUAUGUUGUUCAUAUAGUCAGUCAGUUUGUUACUUCUCCUACUACAGUUCAUUGGGCUGCCGUUCUUUGCAUUUUGAGAUACCUCCGCGACACUCAGUUUCAAACUCCUCUAUUUUCAUCUGCUUCAUCUUUAGAGUUAUAUGCUUACUCUGAUGCUGAUUGGGCUGGUAAUCCCACUGACCGCAAAUCAACUACUGGAUUUUGUAUCUUUCUAGGUGAUUCCGUUAUCUCUUGGAAAAGUAAGAAGCAGGACGUCAUUUCUCGAUCCUCAACGGAGGUUGAAUAUCGCGCUAUGGCUUCCACUACUUGUGAAAUAGUUUGGUUGCGAUGGUUGCUUGUUGAUAUGGGUGUCUUUCUGCGGCAACCGACUCCUUUACAUUGUGAUAAUAAAAUUGCUAUUCAGAUUGCACACAAUCCAGUCUUUCACGAACGGACCAAGCAUAUCGAAAUCGACUGUGUCACGACCCACUCUGUGGACCCGUGA
This is a messenger RNA of Ricinus communis (castor bean), 1173 nucleotides long. RefSeq lists its product as uncharacterized. The coding region runs from base 1 to 1173 and encodes 390 amino acids. NCBI's taxonomy places the organism in Eukaryota, Viridiplantae, Streptophyta, Magnoliopsida, Malpighiales, Euphorbiaceae. The record is from RefSeq and is a predicted model, not a curated record. The transcript has a single exon.